AUCAUGGUUAAGACUAAAGGAUUAGGUCGUGCGUUAGGUAGGGUUGUUGCCAGAGGUCUGGGGAGAGGAGAGGAUGGUGAUGAUACUGAUGAUGCUCCCCAACAUCGAAGGCCGACCGCAUCGGCACACAGGCGAUGGGUACUAGUCAUUAUUGACGAUGUUGUGCAUGUGGUGCCUGUGGACUCGCCUGCGGUACCAGAGGCAAAGGUUGUUGUAGCUGGGGAUGAGCCCAUGGUAGAUGCUGCCACACCGAACACUGGUGCAGAGACUGACUCACAGGAUAUUGGGGAUGAGCCUGAGGGAUUUCCUGGUGGACCCAGGGACUUAUCAGUGCUUACCGAGUAUGCUGACCAUGUUGCGGCCAGUGUAUGGUCUGGACAGGAACGUCCUGAGUUGAAGUUAUCCUCCCAUGGGUGGAAGGUGCAUCACUUAGGCAGGCUUGUUUCUGCAAUUGAGGACAUGGUUGCUGGGACAGGAUUAAGUCCUUUGAUCGCGUGUUAUAUUGACACUGGUGAUCGGGGACUUAUAUCCUCCUUUGUCGAGAGGUGGCACUGGGAGACUUCUAGUUUCCACCUUCCUGUGGGGGAGAUCUCGAUCAUGUUGGAUGACAUUGCGGCUCUUCUUCAUCUGCCGAUCGUUGGUGCACUGCAUGACUUCCAGCCUCUGUGCACCGACGAGGCGGUGCUGCUCUUGGUUGAGUUACUUAUGGUCUCACCAGAGGUGGCCAUGGUCGAGACAGGACAAUGUGGCGGACCAUAUGUACGCCUACAGUGGCUGCGAGACAUAUAUCAAGGCAGAUGUCAGAAGCAACACUGGACAGCUGCCACUCGCGCUUAUCUUCUGCAUCUUUUGGGUUGCACUCUCUUUUCUAAUAAGAGUGCAACCCAUGUUUAUGUCAUACACAUACAGGUCCUGCGUGACCUCACUCUUGCUGGGCGGUAUGCUUGGGGAGCUGCAGGGCUCGUCCAUAUGUACGAUCAACUUAAUGAUGCCAGUCUCAGCACUAGCCGAUAGCUUGCUGGUUACAUCACCUUGUUAUAGUGUUGGUUAUACGAGCACUUUCUUCCAGUUGCGGAAUGCAAUGUUGGUCUGGACUACGACGAGGUGUCACCACGUGCGUGUCGGUGGAUUGUGACAAAGAAGACUGUGAAGAAGGUGUCUACAGCGAUGUACAGGCAACACCUGGAUCGUUUGCGGAUCCCAGAUGUCUGCUAGAUGCGAUAUUCAGAGCACCGACCUGUGCAGGACUUUCAUCCGAUUUCGUGCUUCUCGGGAUAGGUCCGCUGAGGGCUUGUUGUUGUCAGAUACAGAUUGGAGAGGGUUAUGCGCCAGUUCGGCUACGUCCAAUGCAUUCCUGCACACCCUGUCCAUCCAUGGGUAUCAUAUGAUGACGUAGAUGAUACGUGGACACACUACUCAGACCAUCUGGCGGCAGCAUGUGAUCCAUGUGUUAUGCCAGGUCAGUGUGCGCCAGACUACAUUGACUGGUUCUUCCGUAUUUCUCAUCCAUUCAUGAUCGCGGCACAACCAUCAGAUCCUUCAGCAGAUGCACCUCAGGUCCCAUAGUCAGAUAUCCCUCAGAUCCUGGAUGAUUCAGCCAGGUCUGAUGUCGACGAGCCCAGACAUGCAAUGGAGGCUUGCGAUGCCAUCGCCGAGAGGUUGGAGCGUCACCUCAGCCUCAGGGUAGUCACACCAGGCACAUUGACACAUGGGGUCAUCAAAGAAUGCCUCAAGAUUGCCAGGAGUGUCACCCAAGACCGCAUUGUGUACGUGAGGUCUCGACGUAGGCGCUGCAUGGAUCAGCCGUAGUUUCUUUACGCAUUUCAUAUUGAUAUUCGAUGUAUAUACAUUUCUUGUACUUGACCACAUUUUUGUUUUUUACUUAACAUUCUGCAUAUUUAAAAUUAUUUUUGUUUAUAA
Messenger RNA from Glycine soja, 1920 nucleotides. RefSeq names its product protein MAIN-LIKE 1-like. NCBI's taxonomy places the organism in Eukaryota, Viridiplantae, Streptophyta, Magnoliopsida, Fabales, Fabaceae. The transcript is spliced from 4 exons. The record is from RefSeq and is a predicted model, not a curated record. Bases 4 to 1014 code for a protein of 336 amino acids. Gene Ontology annotation, biological process: meristem development; meristem maintenance.